Messenger RNA from Fomitopsis serialis, 2247 nucleotides. RefSeq lists its product as uncharacterized. Bases 88 to 2112 code for a protein of 674 amino acids. Gene Ontology annotation, molecular function: protein binding. Lineage: Eukaryota; Fungi; Basidiomycota; Agaricomycetes; Polyporales; Fomitopsidaceae. The transcript has 4 exons. The record is from RefSeq and is a predicted model, not a curated record.
CCCUUUGUCUAGCUGGACCUUCGCCAGACCCCUUCGCUUCCCUCCUACUCUCACCUCUAAGGCUGCUAGACCGUGACCGAGGACAUCAUGGCACUUGCGUUCGACAAUUAUGCAUCUGCUCCCGACGCUUACAACCCAUAUACAGCUUCAUCGCAGUCAUAUCCUACUCUUGCACCUAUUGGUCAUAAUCAACCCACGAAGAUAUUCACGGCAAAGGAGCUCCUGAAUGACCCAUCUACGGCAUUUCUUAUCACCUGUCUGCCCACAGUUGCAACACUAUCCGUGCAGCUCAACGCCGUUCAAGAGCCAUCUUACGACCCGGCCGGUCAAGUGACAUGGUGUCAUGAAGUCCUUGACCUCGUCGAACGCACCCAGCGUCUGCAGGCAACUACCAGCAGCCUGAAGCCCGGCCGCCCACCUUCAGGUAAACCCGCGCGCGUCACGGACCCAGAGCUGCAGCGCCUCGUUGACGUCGCGCUCCCGAUGCUUCAGAAACUCGCGGGGCGCAAGAAGGCGAUGCAGAGCUUCGUACCCGGAUACGUCUCGGAAGCGGUCUACCUGUACUCGACGUGCGAGGCGAACGGCGCGUUCCCGCAACACAUCGCGCAUAAUCCGAAGCGCGCGUUCACGCAGUGUGAACAAGCGGCGAAGGCAGGCUACGACCCCGCGUGGCUCGACCUUGCGCGCGACUUCGAGAAGUUCGGAGACGCAGUACAUGCGAGAGAGUGUUACGAGCAUGGUGCAGCGCAUGUCGUGCCGGGGUGUCUCUUUCGACUAGGCAUGGCUUACCUAUCGGGUCAAUUGGGCCUCCCGCGUUCGCCAGAGCAAGCACUGCCGCUGCUCAAGCAAGCUGCCGCCCUCUCCACUGCGGACACGCCACAUCCUGCCUACGUCUACGCCCUACUCCUUCUGAACGAAUUGGCCAACCUCUCCGUCCAACCAUACCUCCUCGCGCCGCAUGUUGCGCCGGGCUCCACGCCCGCGCUCGAGGCGCGGCGGCACCUCGAGCGCGCAGCGUACCUGAUGCACGGGCCCGCGCAGACGCGGCUUGGGCAGGCAUUCGAGCUCGCGGACGAGGCGGGUGGCUUCCCAUUCGAUGCCGCGCUGAGCGUACAAUACUACGGCUUGGCGGCAGCCCAAGGUGACGCAGAUGCGGAGAUGGCGCUGAGCAAAUGGUUCUUGUGCGGAUCUGAGGGCAUAUUCGAGCGCGAUGAAGGGUUGGCGUAUCAGUACGCGGAGAGUGCGGCGCGGAGGGGGCUGCCGAGUGGGAUGUUCGCAAUGGGGUACUACAUGGAAGUGGGCGUGGGGUGCGAGAAGGACUUGGUGGCGGCGCAGAAGUGGUACCAGAUGGGUAAUGCUGAUGCAUCUGAGCGGUUGCAAGCGCUCUCUAGAUCAAAAUCGCUGUCGCGCAAGGAGCAUGAGCAGCUCACGGAGACGACUCUUGUCCGCAAACGCACCCAGGCGCGCAUGCGGUCCGAGGCGAAUCCGCGCAACGAUGCGCCGCCCAUGACCUCAGGUUCUACUGCCUAUCCCCCUCCUAAUGUCGCCUCCGCGCCUCCCAUGCCUCCCCCGGGCGCAGCGGCUCCCCGAAUGACUGCUCUACCUCCACAGGGCGGUUAUUCACAACACUGCCCUCCAGCAGCAGAGGUGCGCCCUCUCACAUUUCGCGGCCGCUCGCCUCCACAGCAACAGCCCGGCUUCCCAAUACCCAACGGGCCUCCACGGGGCCGCGAAUCUUCCUUGGGCCCCGGCGCAACGUCCUCGCGAGGACCCUCUGCCAUUCCUCCGCGUGGCUACACACCCACUGGCUCGCGUGGUUCAUCUCCCGCGCCAAACAGAGCGCCGGACCAAUAUGCAUACCAUCGCAGGGCACAUUCCGCUGCUCCAUACCCCUCUGUGCCGAUGGAAUGGCAGUACCCCGCGCAAGGCCAGCGCUCCUCGUCCCGAGCCCCGGGCCCGUCGAAUUCCCUUCCCGUGCCCCAGUCGCUGCCGUCCCGCGCACCAAGCCCGGGGCGCCCGCCGAUGCAGGCGACAUACCGAGGCCCGCAGACCUUCAGGGAUAUGGGUAUCUCCACUGCAAAGGUAGAGGAAAAGGAGUGCAUCAUUAUGUAACGCUGAGACACGACUCGAGAUGAUAAGUUAUUGUCGUGUAGUAAUAGUAUCAAACACGGACUGAUGUUUUGCUGUCGUUAGUUUGGAACUCAUCGUUGGAACUAUAUCAUCCUAUCUUGUUGUUGCCCUUCGACG